CUCUGACGAGCGCCUCCAUGCAAGGACGCACGCGGGCGCGCCAGCCAUGAGCGGGACGAUGCUGGUGGGCUACAGUAGCAGCAGCAGCAGCUCGGGCUCGUCGUCGGGCAGUGAAGACGGCUCCUCCGCCGCCGCCCAGGAGGCAGCCCCCCAGGCGGGGAGCCCGGCCGCCCUUCCCGCUGCCAGCAUACCUGCUCCCCGCCUUCCUGUACCAGACAGUGUGCUAAAUAUGUUCAGCGACCAGGAAGAGACGGUGUUGGAUGACUGCAGCAAGCACGGAGGCCGCGUGCGGACCUUUGCACAUGAACGAGGCAACUGGGCCACCCACAUCUAUGUGCCUUAUGACGCCCAGGAGGACUUCUUGGAUCUGCUGCAGAUCCUUCAUGCACAUGCCCAAACACAUGUGGCAUCACUGACAGCCGCAGCUGAAUUCCACAUCAGUCUCUCACAAAGCGUAAUCCUCCGGCAUCACUGGAUAAACCCCUUUGUGCAGUCCCUCAAGGAACGCCUCUCCUCCUUUCACAGGUUCAUCUGCAGAGCAGACCAAGUGAAGAUUUACACCAAUGACACUAAAACCAGGACAUUUGUUGGCUUGGAGGUCUCUUCUGGGCAUUCCCAGUUCUUGGAGUUGGUUUCUGAGGUGGACAGAGUUACGGAGGAGUUCAAUCUAGCCCCAUUCUACAAGAAUCCCUCAUUUCACCUCAGUCUCGCAUGGUGUGUUGGAAACUUGUCUGAAAAACUUGAAGGCCAGUGUCUCCAUGAACUGCAGGAGAUUGUGGAUAGGUUUGAGGAUUCUUCCUACUUUCUGCGAAUCCAUGUGGCCGAAGUCCGUUGCAAGUCGGGCAAGAAGGUCUUCUCCUUUCCUCUGCGAUAGGGGCACAUGGGAACAGUGCGCCACUUAUUUGCACUUCAAUAGUCAUUCCCCCUGGACAUGAGGACUAGUCAGAAGUCACCAUUGGCUGCAGCCUCGUGCCAAAGCUGCCUUUCGUUCUAUUCACUGAGCACUGGUUUGUCCUUGUGAGUACUGCAGGUGGUGCUGGUAGGGAUCAGAGACCUGCCUGUUUCUCAGUGAUGCCGCAUUGUCAGCGCCACUGAAAUUGCUACGUGGAACUGGCGGGUUUGAGAAAAGCCAUUCCGUGCUGGGCUGCCGCUGAAAAUGACGCUGCACAAAUGGGGGAAGCCAGAUGACUGGAAUCGUGAACUUCAGGGUUUGGUUUGGGUCCUGUUAGAUCCAGAGUAGGAAGGUCUCCUCCAGUACAAUGAUCUGGACCUCUUUCCUCUUUCUAAAGGCUGACACUGUCGCUAAGAGAAAUUCAACUAACUCCAAAGCACGCAAGCAAACCUGGGUUGCCUAAAUAGCAAUAUAGAUAUGGAUUUUUCCCACUGAAAGACUCAAAAGCAGGAAAAGGGAGUAUUGAUUUUUGAACACAUGGAGUUAUCAUUCUCCCAGAUAACCACAAGAGGGCAGUGUUGGCUUUCUGUCUGCCUGUGCCAGAAACCCAAAUUAGCUACCAUAUGUGUAUAUAUAUCAGCUGUUUACUGUAUGUGACCAAAACAAGUUUUUGCUCUGCACAGCUUCCCUCUAUAAAUUUUUGGAACAGAAUCCUUCACACAUUUCAUGAGGCUUAAUUUCCUGAUUUUGGGGAGGUGCGUGCAGAGCCCUGAUAGAGCCCUAUAUUGUGCAGCCCCAAUGCACAAUAUAGAUUGGUUCAGAGAAGGAACUGUGGGGCUGUUAACUGUACUGAAUCUGUUGCUGCUUGCCAUAAGGAGCAGGAAGACCCCUUUUCCUAUUAAUCCUUGCUUAUACGGCAGAUAUAUGGCUGUGCUGUUUGAGUUUGCAAAAUUUUAAGGCAGUUUUGUUCUUUACUAGCCCUCUGCCUCUUUCUCAGAUUUCUUUUCAUCCAGUGUUGGUUUACUUAACUGUCCUGAGGGGAGAGCAAGAGAUACUUUCUUUGCAGGGCAUGUUUGCUCUGUUCCAAAGUGAUGCUAUGUACGCGUUUUAAUUUGCUUCUUACUGCAGGAUGGAAAGCACCCAUUUUAAACCUGAAAGCAAUCCAGUCACUGUAGAUAUUACAUGGUUUGGGGCAUAACAUUCCCCUAUAAUCGCAAUAUUUCCCAUCCUCCCUUUCAGCUUGUGCAGAGUGAGUAGUGAGAAUUUCCCAUCCCCAUUUCCAUAGGAUCACCCAUGCUCCAAAACCAGCAGUUGAACCAAACAUGCUAACUUUGAUUGGGAUUAACAAACUCUGAUUUGACCAGGUUUGGAGAGCGUGUUUUUAGGAAGGGUCAUAGGGACCACUGCUCAGAUUUCUGUAGGGCUGGAGUAGACUUGGUAACCGUUUGGUACUUUUUCAGAAUCCCGUGGGAAGAGCCCAGCUUUUGUCGUAAUGACUCAUUUGAAGGUGGUUAUGAGGAGAACCUUUAUCACUGCAGGUUGUAGAGUCUGCUAUGCGAGUGGAAUUUGUGUUCCUGAUGGAUCAACCCUGUGACAUCUGGGCCUUGCUGAGGGAGCCACCUAGAAUGACCCACUGUAUGUUGUCGGCCGGGGCACUCUGCACACGGGAAGAUUCCUUGUCUGAAUCUCUCUCUGUCACACACACACACACACACACAUACACACACAUGGGAUUGGCUCUUGUGAGUGCCUGGAAAAUCUCCAGCUGGUUGUCUGCCUUGGAAGCAAUUCUGAAUGUUGCUUCAGCAAGAUGUUUGUACCCAGCUUCAGAGCUGCAAAAGUUAACUGAGGUUUUAGAGAUGCCGUCCGUGUUCUCCAGGGCUUUGAGCAACGUGUCACCUCCUGCUAUACAACACAGGGCAGUGGCUGGGCUCUAGAGGGCAGAAACAGGGAGUGCGGUGAUACUGCCUGCAAAGAGAGCCACGUUGGUUACGUGAGAGACACACGGCAACAGGAAGCGAACCCCUCUAAACAACCAUCAGCCUACCUCUCUUGUACAUUUAAAUUGCAGUAUGUGCAGAAUAAACCAUUGCUGUUUCUGUAA
Sphaerodactylus townsendi is the source of this 2996-nucleotide messenger RNA. RefSeq names its product U6 snRNA biogenesis phosphodiesterase 1 (gene USB1). Gene Ontology annotation, molecular function: 3'-5'-RNA exonuclease activity. The record is from RefSeq and is a predicted model, not a curated record. The coding region runs from base 47 to 874 and encodes 275 amino acids. Gene Ontology annotation, biological process: U6 snRNA 3'-end processing. NCBI's taxonomy places the organism in Eukaryota, Metazoa, Chordata, Lepidosauria, Squamata, Sphaerodactylidae. Gene Ontology annotation, cellular component: nucleus. The transcript has 7 exons.